Molecule: messenger RNA, 2319 nt
Organism: Mesorhabditis spiculigera
Lineage: Eukaryota; Metazoa; Nematoda; Chromadorea; Rhabditida; Rhabditidae
Source: the annotation of a GenBank genome assembly
AUGAUACUGGAUCCGGUGAACCUUGGCGUGCUCGCCCUCGUUUUCUUGGCGGCCCUCUUCUUUUGCUACUUUGCUAGGCAGGGCAGUGAUGAUGGCAAAUAUGAAAAGUUGGCCAAGGCUUCGUCGCGGAUCCUGGUCGAAAAGAAGGGCGCCGGCAAGGGCAAAUCGUUCAAGAGUAAGAAGGAGAACAAGAAGAAUGAAAAGCGCACGCCCGAGGUGCGUGCGGCCGCCCGCCUCGUUGAAGUGGUGGAUGUUGCGGUUCCGGAACUUGUCGAAAUGCCCGUGAAGAAGCCCGAGAAGCCCAACGAGAUGCCGGCUGUGGUCAGCGAGCCCGUGGUCCCUCCCGUGGUCAAAGAACCGACGAAGGUGGAAGAAGUUGCGGUCAAGGUCCCACCACCGGAACCCGAAACCAGAAGCAAGAAGAAAGCGAGCAAGAAAGAAAAGGGAGCAGCUGCUGUCCCUGUUGCUGAACAGACGGUUGCCGUCUCGAUAAAGCCAACGGAGGAACCGGCAAAUGCUCCUGACGUUUCGGUCACUCCGGCUCCGACGAAGCCUGUCGAAGAUGUGAAGCCGAAGGCCCCUAAGAAGAAGAUUCCGACGAUGGCCGAGAUGAAUGAACAUACACUUCUCUCGCGUCUCUCUCAGCUUGACGAUCUCGAGCCUGUCUAUGUCGAAUUUCUCACGCGCUAUUUCAACGACAUCAAUGACAAUGUAUGUUGUCUUCAUUAUCUCUUGUCAUUGCUGUAUUUUAGGCGGCCAAGUCUGCGAUUUCGAUCGGCGCUCUCGAGCAAAAAGGUUGCCGAUGCGACGGCGAAGGCCGAUCAGCAGACCAAGGAACGGAAGGCCGCUCAGAAGGACUGUGCAGAACAGAAAGUCGUCACCAGCGAACUCGUCAAGAAGAUUGCUUCGCUCGAGGAAGAGGCCAUCACAUCCAGGCGUUUGCUGGCUGAUUAUAAGCUCAAAGAUGCCGCGUACGUGGAAAUUCAGACGAAAUAUGGCGAGUGCACCUCUGAGCUGACGGCUUUCAAACAGAACGAUGCCAACCAGAAGCGCCAAAUCCAAAAGCUGCAACAUGACCUCGAGGGAAACCAACACCAACUUGGAGCGGCCAUCGUCGAGAUGAAAAACCUUAGGGCGGCUGUUGUGGUUGGUGAGAAGGCGCAAAAGGACUUGGUGCAGGUUCGCGCCGAUUUGGCCGAGAAGAACGAAAAGCUCUCGAAGCUGACCAUCGAGUUCAAGGAGAUUCAAUUGCUUGCCCGUGACGCCGUCGCCAACCAGGAGCCUCUCCGUGCCGGAUUCCCCAUUUUCAACUUGGACUAUGGGACUGGAGGAGCCUCCGAAAGCAUUGCAAACGAUAGCCACGCUAUGUCAGAGAUUGAGAAGGAAAUGGCUGAGAAAGAAUCUGCCUGGAUGAUUGAGAGGACCGACCUCCAGGACAUCAUCAUGCGCCUCCAGCAGCAAAUCUCUGAAGAAAAGGCCCACUGGGAGCAGGAGCAGCCGCAGAAUCUGCCGGAAGACAGCGCCGAGGUGUUGGAAUUGAGGAAGAAGAUUGUCGCCCUGGAAUACGCCAAUGAGAAUAGCGGAAUUGUUCGUUUGGAGAACGAUGUGCUGAAGGGCACCAUCGACAACCUCAAGGUGGAGAUCGAGCGCUCGAAGGAGUUGUGGGCUAAAAAUGUGGCUGAUGCUGAGAUGCAGUUCGCAUCUGCUGCCGGAGAAAUCGCCGAGCUGAAGAAGAUCAACGCCGAUCUCGCUGGCUCUGCCCGCUCGAUGUCCAACGAUGAGCUUACACGGCUUCGCCAUGAGAAGGAACACCUUAUCGCCAAAAACGAGGAGCUGCGCGCCCGUAAUCAGACACUUGCCGGGCACCUGAUGGAGCUGCAGAAAUGUUCCGUGCGCGACAUUCCUCCGGUGGUGUCCGUUCCGCAGGGCCCUCCCGGACUCCCAUCGAAAGGCGACAACUUGCAAAUGGCACCUGCCAGCGGACCUGCGGCCAUCUCCCCGCCGCCGUUGUCUGCCGACUCGACGAGCUCGUCGGAUUCCACCCCGCUGAACACUGUCGUCUCCGUGUUGUGGUCGGAUCCGGGGGCUGUGAAGUCUGACAAUCCCGACCCGGUGAUGUUGCCGUUGCUGAAAUCGGCCGCUUCGAGCCCAUCAUCUGCAUCGUUAAACGCUCUGGCCAAGUUUGAGCAGCUCUGGGAUGCACACUCGUCGAGGGUCGAAGAGACCGCCGCCGAGCUGGAGAAGCAGUUAUCGGUGGGUUUUUGCGCGAUGUUGAUUUGCCUGGGGAACGUUCCGUUCAAUUUCUCCUUACAGGAACAC